Messenger RNA from Melospiza melodia melodia, 2921 nucleotides. It is a transcript of the gene ACSL5, whose product is annotated as acyl-CoA synthetase long chain family member 5. Gene Ontology annotation, molecular function: arachidonate-CoA ligase activity. The record is from RefSeq and is a predicted model, not a curated record. Gene Ontology annotation, biological process: long-chain fatty-acyl-CoA biosynthetic process; long-chain fatty acid metabolic process; positive regulation of long-chain fatty acid import across plasma membrane. Bases 188 to 2239 code for a protein of 683 amino acids. Lineage: Eukaryota; Metazoa; Chordata; Aves; Passeriformes; Passerellidae. Gene Ontology annotation, cellular component: mitochondrion; endoplasmic reticulum; membrane. The transcript has 21 exons.
AAGCCACACUCUGAUGAUUCGGGGCUUAGUCCUGCCACGGGAGCUGGGGAAGCACCACUGCAGCUGGGGAAGAACCAACCCUAAAACACCCCUUGGGACUUGUAAAGCAGCAAAGGAAGCAAGCUGUACCUCCACCCUCCUCCAGCACUGAAGGAAGGUUCAGCUCUGGCUCCACUGAUCCAGUACAAUGAUCUGGAUACUUCAAGUGUUGUUCUCACCGCUCCCAACACCAGCACUGAUCAGUCUCAUUGCAUUUGGAGCUGUCAUCUUCCUGUGGGUGAUAAGCAGGCCAAAACCCCUCUUACCUCCUGUUGACUUGAACAAGCAGUCGAUAGGAAUUGAGGGAGGAGCCAGAAGAGCUGCACUCUUGACAGAUAAUAACCUGCUUUCUUAUUACUUUGAAGAUGCUAAAACCCUGUAUGAAGUUUUCCAGAGAGGAGUGAGUAUUUCUGGAAAUGGUGACUGUCUAGGCUACAGGAAACCCAAGCAACCUUAUCAGUGGCUGACAUAUAAACAGGUUUCAGACAGAACUAAAUACCUGGGAUCAGGACUUCUGCAAAAAGGAUGUCAACCAUCCUCAAGCCAGUAUAUUGGCAUUUUUGCUCAGAAUAGGCCAGAGUGGAUCAUUUCAGAAUAUGCCUGCUACACCUACUCAAUGGUUGCUGUUCCACUCUAUGACACUCUGGGACCAGAGGCCAUUGUAUAUAUUGUUAACAAAGCUGACAUAAGCGUGGUGAUCUGUGACACGCCUGCAAAGGCAGAGGUCUUGCUUAAGAACUGUGAGGACAAAAAGACCCCAUGUCUGAAGAUUAUUGUUCUCAUGGAUCUCUUUGAUAAAGAGCUCAAGGACAGAGGAGCUAAAGUGGGAGUUGAAAUUCUGUCACUGCAGGAGGUUGAGGAGCUGGGAAGAAACAACAUCAGAGAUCCAGUUCCUCCUAAGCCUGAAGAUCUUUCUGUUGUGUGUUUUACAAGUGGAACCACAGGUAACCCUAAAGGAGCCAUGCUGACACAUCAGAAUGUUGUUUCAAAUGCUGCUGCCUUCCUUAGAUGCACAGAGAACACAAUUGAGUGUACAAGUUCAGAUGUUGUCAUUUCCUAUCUUCCUCUGGCUCACAUGUUUGAGAGAGUUGUGCAGACUGUGGUAUACAGCUGUGGAGCAAAAGUAGGCUUCUUCCAAGGAGAUAUCAAGCUGCUAACAGAUGACAUGAAAACCUUGAAGCCAACGCUAUUUCCAGUUGUACCAAGACUGCUCAACAGAGUCUAUGACAAGAUCCAGAGUGGUGCAAACACCCCAGUAAAGAAAUUCCUGUUAAAAUUUGCUGUGUUUAUGAAGACAGCUGAAAUAAAACAGGGCAUCAUUCGAAAUGACAGCAUUUGGGACAAGGUUGUCUUCAAAAAAAUUCAGGAAACCAUGGGUGGAAGAGUGCGUAUCAUGGUGACAGGUGCAGCCCCUAUAUCUCCCUCUGUCCUGACAUUUCUUAGAGCAGCAUUAGGCUGUCAGAUCUUUGAAGGUUAUGGCCAGACUGAAUGCUCAGCUGGAUCCACUUUCUCAAUGCCUGGAGACUGGACAACAGGCCAUGUUGGAGCCCCUCUGGCUUGUAAUAUCAUAAAACUAGAUGAUGUGGAAGAAAUGAGCUACUUCUCUUCUAACAAUGAAGGCGAGGUCUGCAUUAAAGGACCAAAUGUGUUCAAAGGUUAUCUGAAAGACCCUGACAAGACAGCAGAAGCAAUUGAUAAAGAUGGCUGGCUCCACACUGGAGACAUAGGGAAGUGGUUGCCAAAUGGAACGCUGAAGAUCAUUGAUAGGAAGAAGAAUAUAUUUAAACUUGCACAAGGAGAAUACAUUGCUCCAGAGAAGAUAGAAAAUGUCUAUAUCAGAAGUGCUCCUGUAGCCCAGGUCUUUGUACAUGGGGAAAGUCUGAGGUCUUUUCUAAUAGGUAUAGUGGUUCCUGAUGCUGAGAUGCUUCCAGAAUUUGCAGCAAAACUGGGAGUCAAAGGUUCCUUUGAAGAGCUCUGCAAAAACCCUGCAGUGAAGAAAGCUAUUUUAGAUGAUAUGAUCCAACUGGGGAGACAGGCUGGCCUUAAAUCCUUUGAACAAGUUAAAGACCUGUACAUCCACACAGAGUUGUUUUCUGUAGAAAAUGGACUCUUGACGCCAACACUGAAGGCAAAGCGAGGAGACGUUGUUAAAUUCUUCCAGAAGGAGAUUGAGGCCCUCUAUUCAUCUACUCAGGAAUAAAUAGCCAGUUGAACUUAAACUGCAUGGAGUAGCUAAAUCUGUGACACUACAUGGCCUGUGGUGAAGACAGGCUUGAGUGGAGGGGAACAGGAACUUAAAUAAAUUUAAGUUUGAAAAAUGACUUGUGGAUGAAGAUGGCUGUAGUAUAACUGACAACUUGCAGUGUUAACAUCCUGUGGGACUGAGCAUCAACUGUCUGGGCUAAGCCACAACUUUCAUCUUUCUUGGACUGUGACUGAAAUGCUGUAACAUGCAAGAACCCUCAGCCUUUAAAAGACAGCUGUAUGCACUUCUCACUGUCAAAAGCAAAUCUUGUUUUCCUGCUGAAACUACAAACUCCACUGUGACCUGUUGUGGACUGAUCUGCAAUCAGACUGAACACAGUAUGAAUUCAUGCUAACAUCUGUUUAGCAAACACAGAACUGAAUUUCCUGUUCCUAGCCCUGGACCACGUGGUACAAGUUGUUAAUAAUGAAAAUGAGUAAUUAUUUGCAAAAUACAUUUGUCUACAGCAAAUGUUCAUUCUUUAGGAAGCACUGGAUUAGUUUUUGCACAUUUUCAAAUGAAAUGGCAGUGUUAAAGCCUAUACACUUACGAAUUUGAGCCUAAUAAGUGUAAAACUUUAGCUGUCAAUCCUAAGGUUAUAGGAUGUAAUAAAUUGAGACUGCACAAUCAAAUUAAA